Messenger RNA from Ascochyta rabiei, 711 nucleotides. RefSeq lists its product as uncharacterized. Bases 1 to 711 code for a protein of 236 amino acids. The transcript is spliced from 3 exons. The record is from RefSeq and is a predicted model, not a curated record. Gene Ontology annotation, cellular component: cytoplasm. NCBI's taxonomy places the organism in Eukaryota, Fungi, Ascomycota, Dothideomycetes, Pleosporales, Didymellaceae. Gene Ontology annotation, molecular function: ATP binding; kinase activity.
AUGGCAAAAGAUCUGAUCGCGGGUAGCCUUGCCGGGCCUACUCUCGAUCUAGUUAGUCGUGUCGAAAGGCUUAUGGAACGCCAAGCUUCUAAUCCUCGUCAGCGCAUGCUUGUUGCUCUUGCGGGCGUUCCCGGCUCUGGCAAAUCGACUGUUUCGCAUGCGCUGCUGCAAGAACUUGCUGCUCGAGGUGUUGAAGAAGUUGUGAUCGUGCCGAUGGAUGGCUUCCAUUACACCAAGAAGGUCCUCUCGGCAUUUGAAGAUCCAAAGACGGCUUUCCAAAGGCGCGGUGCUCCAUUUACGUUCGACGCAGAUGGUUUCCUGGACCUUGUCAGGACGUUGAAAUCAACGCCCGUCACAACAAGCGAAGAACCGGAGCAACUCAUCCAUGCACCUAGCUUCGAUCACGCCGUCCAGGACCCAGUCGGAGACGAUAUUGCUAUCUCUUCACGGAAACAGAUUGUCAUCGUUGAAGGCAAUUACACACUUCUGGACCUGAAACCUUGGAACGAAAUUGCCAAGAUUUGUGAUGAAAGAUGGUUCGUUGACGUCUCCCCAGAGAUAGUGAGAGAGCGACUGGCAGCUCGUCAUCUUGCUGCAGGUAUCGAAACUUCGUUUGAGGCAGCUGUCCAACGAGCAGAGACGAACGACAUUCCAAACGGCGAGAUGAUACGGUCGCUUCUGAUCGAGCCUGAUGUUAUCAUUCAUAACUAA